ACUGGAAGGUUUGCCUGGAGGAUGCGCAUGGCUCUUCUCUCAUCCCAACGCUUUCCCUAGAGCCAGAGCAAGGGUAUUUCCUGGCGGCUGCUCCCGGUGAGCUCACACCGUGGGCACUCCUUCAGAGCUAGAGUGGCAGGGCAGGUUACUGCUCCAGCUCUGCUAGAAACCUUGGAGCUCCCGACGCUUUGCCUCACCGCGUGGAAGCAGUGCUGGUCUGUCUCAAGGGAACGCAGGUGGCCCAACGAUGCCGAGCAUAUUUUCCUACCAGAGCGCCGAAGUCGACUGGUGUGAAGGCAACUUUGAGCGCUCAACAGUCAUUGCGGAGUACUACAACACCAUCAGCAAUGUAAGCUUCUUUGUCCUUUCUCCUGCCUUGCUCUACCUGAACCGGCAGUACCGUCAGCAUCGUGCCUUGCCCAUGUAUGUCGUCUCCUGCCUGCUUUUCUGCGUAGGUAUCUUUUCCAUGUACUUUCACAUGACCCUGAGCUACGUAGGACAACUCUUGGAUGAGCUCUCUAUCCUCUGGACUCUGGCUGUGGCAUAUUCCUUUUGGUACCCAAGGGUUUACUUCCCCAGGUGCAUCAAGACCAGGAAGCAUUUCUUCUGGUUGAGUGGUGUCACCACCGUGAUCAGUACCUUGAUGUCCUUCAUCAAACCAGCCUUCAAUGCCUAUGUGCUCAACUGCAUCGCCUUCCACCUGCUGUACCUGACAUGGCGUGAGCUGAAAAAGUGCAAUGACAAAAGGGUUCACCGGAUGGCCGCAGUCAUGGUCUUGUGGUGGGUACUGGCCAUCAGCAGCUGGAUAAGCGACAGGUGGCUCUGUGGGCUCUGGCAGGCGAUCAACUUCCCCUACUUCCACAGCUUCUGGCACGUGCUGAUAGCCAUGUCCCUCCUAUACUGCUGCCCACUGGUCAUCUACUUUGAUGUCAGCUACGAGAUGCCAUUGUUCAAGCCAAAGCUAGAAUAUUGGCCCAGUGACUCCUGGCCUGUCGUGGUGCCUUACGUUACCCUGGAAGAACCCCACAAGCAGUGCUAGAGCCGGUUGCCCUCGGGCAUCCCUCAGGCAUGGGGUGCGUGAUGCACACGCGUGUGUCUGCAUGGGGAACACCUCGGCUGUGCGCCUGUUCCUCGGACAAGGGCAAUGUGGCUAGCGGAUGGGGCAGGGAGCAGCUGAGGCCUCAUGAUGCCAGGCAUGAAGCAGGGUGGGAACCCGCAGGUGCCCUGGAAGACUCUGCCCAGACUGGCGUCCGGGGAACCAAAGAUCUCCUCCUCCAGCAGAUCCCCACUGAGAAGGGGAGGGAGACAGUGCUGCUUCUGUGUCUUCUGCAUUAGUCAAGCAGUGGCACCCCUUGCUGACAAGGGCACAGCGGAGAACACAGAAGCCAAACUGGUGGCAGCUGGGUUUGUUGGGGCUGCUCUAAUUAUUAUUAUUAAUUUUAUUUAUUGAUGUAUGUGGUCUUGCUCAGGAGGGCUGUGCAUUAAAGCUAU
Messenger RNA from Harpia harpyja (harpy eagle), 1491 nucleotides. It is a transcript of the gene ACER1, whose product is annotated as alkaline ceramidase 1. The record is from RefSeq and is a predicted model, not a curated record. Gene Ontology annotation, molecular function: hydrolase activity, acting on carbon-nitrogen (but not peptide) bonds, in linear amides. Bases 248 to 1039 code for a protein of 263 amino acids. Gene Ontology annotation, biological process: ceramide metabolic process. The transcript has 7 exons. Gene Ontology annotation, cellular component: membrane. Lineage: Eukaryota; Metazoa; Chordata; Aves; Accipitriformes; Accipitridae.